AUGGGUUGUGGAGGAGACAAGGGUAGACAGCGGUUGAGCUGGGGUGUGGAGGAAAGGAAGUGGUGUGAUUUACACUGGCUGAAAGUAAAGGUGGCCACUGAUAGUAGGGCAGCCUCUGAUGGUGGUUCCUUCUGGAAACACUUAUUUAUUCCACAUUUUGGGCCCGUGGUCUUUGGUGAGAAAGCAUUUGAGAAAUUCGGCAAAGGUUUUAUGUCUAUGCAUUUCUCUGAUCAACACUUGGGCAAACACAAGAAGAUGUUGGUGUUUAAGUUUGCUCUCCCAGGCGCCAAUCACAUGGCUGACAUGACUCGAUUGGUGGCUCUCGUACCAUACUACAUUGACCUAGUUGGGAGGUACAAGCUCAGUUCACAGGCUCGAUCUAAAACGGACGCAGCCAGAUCAAAAGCUGCCCAGGAGGCAUACAAAGAACUUCAAAAUGCUAGGCAAGAAGCCUUGCAAAAAAGGAAGGCUGACCGGAGAAAGAUAUUGGAGGAGGCUGAGGCAAAGCUCAGUGCAGAGGCUAUUCGCAAGAAAGAGGCAAAAGAGCGUGCUCGCCAAUUGAAGAAGGCCAUGCCAAAGGUGAAGAUGACUCGUGCUGGCUAG
This is a messenger RNA of Ilex paraguariensis (yerba mate), 603 nucleotides long. The record is from the annotation of a GenBank genome assembly. NCBI's taxonomy places the organism in Eukaryota, Viridiplantae, Streptophyta, Magnoliopsida, Aquifoliales, Aquifoliaceae.